Molecule: messenger RNA, 2030 nt
Organism: Eruca vesicaria subsp. sativa (arugula)
Lineage: Eukaryota; Viridiplantae; Streptophyta; Magnoliopsida; Brassicales; Brassicaceae
Source: the annotation of a GenBank genome assembly
UCCGGGACUAGCUUUGCCUUAGCAACCAAACACUCCGAAACCGAAACAAGCGGUUUGUGACCAAUCUUCCCGCCUCUUUCACACACUUACAAUAAUCUCUACCGGCGGCGGCGGAGACUUUCCCUUCCUUCCUCCACUCCGUCAAUCUAAAUCUCUUCUCCGGAUUUCACCGUCAUAGGUUCGCUAACUUCUCAAUUCUUCCUCCUUCUUCUUCAGACAUUGAAGUCGGAAUAACCUUGAAUUGGUGAAAUUUGAGCUCUGGAGAAGUGAAUCAUGAGCAGCAGCUCCAGAGAGGGAUCUCCCGAUUGGCUUCGAUCUUUCCAGGCACCCACCACUUCAUUGUUAUCACUAUCUUCUCCAGAUGAUAGUCCUUGCAGGGAAUCUGAAACCGUUUCGUCUCUUCCUGUGCCUGAUGACGGUGACGCCGUUACUAUUGUGGACAAAGAGUCCAAAACGAAGUUGGUGACAAAGCAAGUGAGUAUUGAGCAGGUGUUUUCUAGGAGGAAGAAGAAGAAUGCUGAUGCUACUGUUGACCUUGAAGAGAAGGAGAAUGGAAGUAAAGUUGAUGGUGAAGAAGGCUCUAGCAAGCAUAAGGACGCUAAAGAAGGAGAUGAUUCUGUAUGGCUUCUCUCAUCUGAUUCUGAACCACCCUCUAGUGAACCAGUGAGUCAGCAAGUGACUAUGGCAACUGAAGAGGAUGAGGAUAUUGCUAUUCAAGCUAAGGAGAAAGAACCUGCGGUUAAGAAGGCUCCAAAGAAAAAAUCUCCGAAGAAAAAGGCAAAUAGUGGCCACCAGUCACCCAAGAAAGAAAACAGUGAGCAAGAAAUUUUGAAAACUGAAGAUAAAGAUACAGAUGCCACAGUAGCUGAGGAAGUAACAAAGGAUAAGAAUGUCAAGCCUUCUUCUGGCUCGAGUUCAAGAUUGCCUUUGGUACUUUCUGAGAAGGUGAAUCGCACAAAGGUACUCGUUGAAUGUGAAGGGGACUCAAUAGAUUUGAGUGGAGACAUGGGGGCUGUUGGGCGCGUGGUUGUGUCUGACACAAACGAGGACGUGUACUUAGACUUGAAAGGAACCAUAUAUAAAUCAACAAUUGUUCCAUCCAGAACUUUUUGCAUUGUUAACGUUGGCCAGUCAGAGGCAAAGAUUGAAGCUAUUAUGAAUGACUUCAUACAGCUAACACCACAAUCUAAUGUCUAUGAAGCAGAAACAAUGAUGGAAGGCACUCUGGAGGGAUUCACAUUCGAUUCAGAUGAUGAAUCUAACAAAAACGGCAAGACUGCUUCAAAGCCAGCUGAUCAAAGUGGAGGCCCAGCGGAGGUAACCAACGCAAAUGGCAAAGCCAAAGCCAAAGCGAAAAGCGAAAGUGUUGUAGGGAAAAAGAGAGGAAGACCAUCUAAAGAGAAGCAGCAACCAGCAAAGAAGGCUAGAAGUUCUGCUUCUAAGAAAACAAAACCCAAGAAAUGAGUUCUGAUUAUUUUUUAUUUUAAAACGUUCAGUUGAGAUAACAUUAUAUACAUGACAGACAAGUUUUACAUGUAUGAAUUAUGAAAUCUAAUUCAAGGUACUAAAAAGGACUUCGGUUAAUAAAGUUCAGAAUCUCUGAGAAAACACUAAACAUGAUCUGUUUGCUUCCUUCCAUUCAGUAAUAUAUGUACCAAUUCUCAUUAAAAAAGGAAGAAUAACGAUGAUUCAUCUUGCACAUGACUGCCUCAAAGCAGCUAGACUAAGGCCAAGAAGCAACAAGACAGGGUAAGGUCGAAGAAUAUCAGACGAGGAUGGAGUCUUGGUAACCCUCCCAGUUUCGGCUCUCUGACUCUCAUCCUCCAUUGGCGGAUUCAUAAACUGGUCGUUUCGAGCUUGGUUUUCACUGGGAGGAGGCAUCAUAAACUGCCCAUUCUGGUUCUGAGGUGGAGGAGGCAUCGGAUUCUGGUUUUGUCCAGGCGGGUUCUGAUUCUGAGUUGGUGGAGCCAUAGGUUGACUGUAUGGAUUCUGAGUUGGUGGAGCCAUAGGUUGUCCAUAUGGAUUCUGAG